GGUUCGCCCUGUCGGUAUCUCCGAAUCUGCCAGAGAAAUCUCUCGAUGCCGAGUCGAGUGGGGGGUGUGUGGUUUUCGAACGUUUCUUUGAAACAGUUGCAUAGUUGGAAUCCAACGAAUCGAUUCUACUAUGAAUCUAUAUUGAUCGAGUCGACUUCGGUACUCUUUCUACCUUUUCCUGACUGCCUACCGCGCUACAGGAAUAUGUGAGUGAUCGACAAAUAUGAAAGUGUAAGGAAAAGUGAACGUGCGUACGAUCGCGAUGCCUUGAAUGUUCUAUGCGAGAAAAACCUUCCUACUCUGAACUGUAAACCGCGUACAGAUCUUCGCUGUCGUCGAAUCGAAGUAGCGUGCGUUCGGGAUGUUGUCGGAGGUCGACGUAUUUAUAAGUAAUUACACGCUCGUCGAUCCUGAGAUCUAUCAACUUUGGGUCGACGGUCAUUCCUCAAGCGACGCAGUCAACAUUCUGCACCAGCGGGGUAUAUGUCAUCAAACGAAUGCCCCGAUCGAAUUAGUUGCCUCCGACAUUUUGGAUCAUUAUCGAACUUACGCUCUUUUGGAGAAACUGCUUCAUACCCCUACAAAGUUAGCGAGCGAACAGCUCGCUUUCCAGAUAGAACCUCAAACUAGUCAGAUGCUUAUUGAAAUGUACUACGAGUUCGACGAUAUUGUUAUUAGAGAAUUAUUAGGUAAAAAAUUGACUUCGAAAAGUAGAAAAGAUAUGGACGAGGUAUCGGAGAAAACCGGCAUCACGUUGAAAAGUUGCCGUAGGCAGUACGACAACGUCAAGAGGGUAUUCAAAGUCGUCGAAGAUUUGCCAGGUUCCUUAGCAGUGAAUAUCGAGCAACAUUUUUUACUUUCCGAAGACCUUGCCAAGCGAUACGCGGCUGUGGUGUUCAUCGCGUGUCUUCGAUUCGAGAUGAACAAGAGGAAACUACAAUUUCUAACAUUUCCGGAUUUAUAUCAUUGCGCGAACAGUAUGAUGUGCCUAUGGACGUAUCGUUGCGUUGGUUCCGAAUACUUUGAUACAGAUUUGGACAGAGAGUUUUUACUAGAACUAGCAGAAUGCAGAGUACUCUUGGAGAACGAUAAGCAUCACAAACAUUUAGUGUGUAUUAAACUUAAACCUAUACUUCUGGAACGUUCCUAUCAAGAAGUAGAUGGCAAUUUUCGUUCGUAUUCUAGAGCUAUAUUAGGAAUAGGAUGUAAUCUUCAUCGUUCUAGAGAUUUAAGGUUCUUUUUCUUAGAAUUGGUAGAGAGGUGUGUAGAACCUUGGCGUCAAGUCAAUUGGAGUCACACGGAUCUUAGAAAUUUCUUAACGGUUUACACUCAGUGCGCGCUAGAUAUGGAUGUACUGAGAGACGGCGAAUUGAGAGAUGCUUUCGAACGCUACAUGACUGUGGUAACAUGCUGUUUAUUACGCAUGUAUCAUACGUGACUAUCAGUGGAAGAUGAUGAUACCAUGCAAAAAAUAAACGUGAUUAGCAGUGGCAGUAGUCAAAUUGUUACCAAUGAAAGGGUAUAAACGGACUUGAUGUAUAUUACAAUUUAUUACGUUUCAGUAAUAAAUAAUUGAUAAACAAAUGCAACGAUUAUACGUUCAUUUAGUAUAUAUACCGGUAAUUUACAAGUUUUUCAUUUCACUAACGUAUCGUCGAUUAUGUUCAGCGAAUUGUUUUUAUAACAAUUUAUUAAAUUAAUUUGAUAUUCGAAGGUUGGAACAGCAAGAAUUGAUUUCGUUUACCAAUAAAGAGGUUGAAAUUGAUUAUUAAAUUACUUGAACACUAUUGUGGUAU
Nomia melanderi (Alkali bee) is the source of this 1796-nucleotide messenger RNA. It is a transcript of the gene Fibp, whose product is annotated as acidic fibroblast growth factor intracellular-binding protein. Gene Ontology annotation, cellular component: nucleus. The record is from RefSeq and is a predicted model, not a curated record. Lineage: Eukaryota; Metazoa; Arthropoda; Insecta; Hymenoptera; Halictidae.